Messenger RNA from Mollisia scopiformis, 692 nucleotides. RefSeq lists its product as uncharacterized. The record is from RefSeq and is a predicted model, not a curated record. Lineage: Eukaryota; Fungi; Ascomycota; Leotiomycetes; Helotiales; Mollisiaceae. The transcript has 2 exons. Bases 210 to 686 code for a protein of 158 amino acids.
CAUCGACUACAUGAUACAAAUAUUUAUUGCCGGGUUUUCGACUCUCGCGUAGUUGGGUUUACCGAAGCAAGGGAUACGUUUCUUCCAACGGAUAAGAAGACACCACGAAAGCUUCUCGAACUCAGAAACAACUCUGUCGUACACAUCCUUCCAGAUUGCUCUCCUCGCUCUCCAUCCACCCUUCACCACUCCAACCCAAGACCCGAACCAUGAACCUUGUAGUCCGCCAACUCGCCUGCCUACCUUCCAGACGAAUAUUGCAUACUUCAGUCAGAGCUACCACUGCUUCUUGCAUAUUCCCAACCUCUAGACCAAACCUUACCUUCACAAGCCCUCGACGCAUUCGCAGUUUUCGCACAACCGCUAGACUAAGACAGAAAGACAAGGACGAACCAGAAUGGCUUAUGGAACUUAGAAGAGCAGCCGAAGUCAUAACCUCCACGGACGUAUCUGGUCUAGACACAGAUGGAACGGUUGAAGCAUGGGAGAAAGCGCUCCGAAAAGCUGGCUUGGGAUCUGUCUACGAUCGAAUCGACCGGUUGGCCGAUAGGAUGCAUCGCUGGGUCAGAAAUGCUUUUCUCCUUGGAGUGGGCUUGUUCUUUGGUAGAUGGAUUGGAGGUCGUAACGAUGCAAAGGAAACCAAAGCUCAUGAUGUUGGGAUGUCGAAGACUUGGGAUCUUGACUAGUACCGG